Molecule: messenger RNA, 1571 nt
Organism: Anopheles coustani
Lineage: Eukaryota; Metazoa; Arthropoda; Insecta; Diptera; Culicidae
Product: annexin B10-like
Exons: 3
Coding region: 220-1185 (321 amino acids)
Cellular component (GO): cytoplasm
Molecular function (GO): calcium-dependent phospholipid binding; calcium ion binding
Source: RefSeq, a predicted model, not a curated record
UCAGAGACAUCAGCCGAGAAAGAUCAAGUUUGCGAAUAGUAGCGAGUGGUGCUUGGAGGACACGUCACGGUCAACUACUCAUCUAGCAGGCGCCGCAGUGUAUUCAACUGACGUACAUUAGCACAGUUCAUUAGAAUUCAGAAGUGAUUCAUUAAGUAGUUCCCGCUUUUGUGCCCGUUUUACUGACCGACGUUAGAAAGUUUCGUUUUGCUAUCAGCAAUGUCUUGGUACUAUACGCCCGUACCGACCGUGGUUCCCGCGGCAGAUUUCAACCCGUCGGCAGAUGCGGCCGCCCUGAGGAAAGCGAUGAAGGGUUUCGGCACCGAUGAGCAAGCAAUCAUCGAUAUUCUGUGCGCACGAUCGAAUGCCCAGCGACAGGAGAUUGCGGCCGCGUUCAGUCGCGACCUUGGCCGCGAUCUGGUGAAGGAUCUCAAGUCGGAGCUCAGUGGCAAGUUCGAGGACGUGAUCAUUGGGCUGAUGCAGCCCCCGUUGAACUACCUGUGCCAGCAGCUGUACAAGGCGAUGGAUGGAAUCGGUACGGACGAGAAAGCACUGAUUGAGAUACUGUGCUCGCAGAACAACGAGACAAUGCAUGAGAUUGCGCGCCUUUAUGAGCAGCUGUACAGCCGGCCCCUUGCCGAGCACGUCUGCACUGAAACGUCGGGCAACUUCCGGCGACUGCUGACGAUGAUCAUUACCGGCAGCCGUGAGGCGCCCGGAACCGUCAAUCCAGAGCUGGCCGUGCAGCAAGCGAAACAGUUGUACGACGCCGGCGAGGGUCGCUUCGGUACGGACGAGUCGGCGUUCUACAAAAUAUUGACACACGCUUCCUUCGACCAGCUGGAGUACAUAUUUGAGGAGUACAAAAAGUUGACCGGCCGUACAAUCGAACAGGCACUGAAGAACGAGCUGAGUGGUGACUUGUAUAACGCCCUCAGGGCGAUCGUUGAAUGCGUCCAGAUGGCGCCACACUUUUUUGCCGGGAAGCUGUUCAAAUCCAUGGACGGCAUGGGCACGGACGAUAAGACACUUAUUCGCAUCAUCGUUAGUCGCUCGGAGAUAGAUCUGCAGAAUAUCAAAGAUGAAUAUGAGCAGAUGUACAACAAGACACUCCUCAGUGCCGUUCAGAGCGAUACUUCUGGGGAUUACAAAAAAGCUCUCUGCGCCAUCAUUGGAAAGGCAUAAGCGGUUAUCAUCGAAUAUCGUUUUACGCUACUGCACCAUUUACAAAGGCUUAUCGUCGAUUUUAAAAACCUAUAACUGCACCCGAGACUACCGAAUCUCAUGAGUCGCCAGUUAUUGCACCCGCGCCUUGCCUCAGGAACAAUAACAGCGACAGCAAAGGACACAUUCUACUAAUUUUAAUGGAAACGAAACCUCACUUAGCAGCAUACGGUUUUAUGCUGUGUCCAAACACAAGUGCCAAUGUAUUUAAUCCAAUGAGAAACGUGCGAUGCAGAUUCUCAGUUUCAUGACAAUUUCUGCCUGUAUCACACGUUUUUUUCGAAACUGUAUUCGGUUUAUCAAUACUUAUGAAUAAACUGCGCCAUAUUAUGCGCAAAUAAAGACAA